Molecule: messenger RNA, 414 nt
Organism: Aureobasidium pullulans EXF-150
Lineage: Eukaryota; Fungi; Ascomycota; Dothideomycetes; Dothideales; Saccotheciaceae
Exons: 3
Coding region: 1-414 (137 amino acids)
Source: RefSeq, a predicted model, not a curated record
AUGCCUUCCAUCAACAUCACCCCUGCCGAGGUCAGAAACCUCCGUGCCGUCCUCCAGCACGGCGCCAUCGACUGGCCUGCCGUCACGACCAGCCUCGGUCUGCAGACCGAGAGGUCCGGAAAGGACACUUUUGUCCGCUUCCUGAAGAAGGCCACCGAGGCCACCAACUCUCCGGCCGUCGCUGCCGCCGCACCUCCCCCGGCCGCACCUCCCAUCGCCCCGGUGGCUCCUGCUGCCGCGCCUCGCGCUGCUAAGCGCAAGGCCGCCACCACCACCACCACCGCCCCCAAGGCCAAGAGGGCUAACGCCCAGAAGAUCAAGGCCAAGAAGCCCGAGGUCAAGAAGGACGAGGCCAAGACCAUCAAGGUCAAGAUGGCCAAGUCGACCAAGGUCACCAACGACCCAGACGCUUAG